UGAUGUAUCGUUGAUAUGCCUUUGUGCGGACCUCGCAGGAUCGGACUUCCAGUCCGUGUUCCUGUAGAGUAUAUUGUUGAGUUGAAGCGGGAGUUGGAGUGCUCCGUUGACGAUGUGAAGGCUAUAUAUGGGCGGUUCCGCCAUGUGGCGCCUUCAGGACAGUUGACUUUAUAUCAAUUUCAGGAUACUUUGGGUCUUCUGGGUACUAUAGGCACUAUAUUGGCUGAGAGUUUGUUUUACGCGUUUGAUACUAACGGCGAUGGUUACUUGGACUUUUUGGAGUACGCUCAUGCGGUGCUUACUAUGCUUAAGGGUUCUGAGAAGCGGAGACGCGAGUUGAGUUACUGCAUAUUAUAUACUGCUGCCUAUAGGGAUGCCAUUCUUCAUUUGAUGUCUCGUGGCAACCGUGAUGGUUUGCCUUUGGGUAUAGAUUUGGCUGCUUUUAAGCGUGUGAUAGCUGGUAUAACAUCUACUCGUAACAUUUUGCUUGGUGAGAUUGCGGUAUGUCACAGUGACGAGUUUGUUGAGAAGGUGUUUGGUGACAACGCUAGCAUUUGCUUUGACGGCGUCCCUCGGAUAACCCAGGAGGACUUUGAGCGUGCUGUAUUGUGGUCCAAUGAGUUUAUUGACAUCAUUGGUGCUCCUAAUGUGUUAUGUGCAGUAGAGGCUUCUAUGCGUUGUCCUUCUACUGAGUGUUCAUCUUCCACUUCAUCAAGUCGUCCCACUUCCAAGUGCGGCUCUGAGGACUUGGGUGUCAAGAAAUCAAAGACCUACAUUAAUAUGACCAAGCGUUAUGAGAGCCGAUGUGCUCACACUGAGAACAAGGCAUCUAUUAUACGUCGUUUUAGUCGUCACGCCACUCAUCGUCGGUUAUCUCGUCGUGGUCUUGCUGUUUACUUUGGUCAUGAGCGUUGGGAUGACGUGAUAAACAUGAUGGUUGGUCUUGGUCUUACUGCGCGUAGCAAGCAUGAGGACAUCACUGGUGAUCCUUGUCCUGACCACUUUAAAGAGAAGAAGAUUUUUUCCAUUUCCCCUAGUAUCGCAGUUGACAACAUGUCAUCAUUGAAUUUUGUUGAGUUAGAGAGCGGUGUUCCUACAUCUUCGGGUGACAAUUCCAACAGGGUUGUGUUUACUGAGCAUGCUCCUUUGGUAUUUAAGCGUUUACGUGCCUUGAUGAAUUUAUCUGAGGAGGAGUACAUUCAUUCUGUUGGUCCUGAGCAUUUGGUGGGUAAUAUGGUUCUUGGUAAUCUCAGUACUUUAUCGGAGCUUUUGUCUGAGGGUAGGAGUGGCGCUCUCUUUUACUUUACUGAUAAUGGUAAGCUUGUGUUGAAGACUGUUACUCGUACGUGUGCGGAGUUUGUUUUACAGUGGCUGCCUCAUUACUACCAGCAUCUCAAGGAGAACCCUAACAGCCUUAUAACUCGUUUUGCUGGCUUAUUUUCCAUGACUCAGUAUAAGGGCAAGCCUGAGACUACGUAUUUUAUUAUUAUGAACAAUGUAUUUUAUUCGUCUGCUGCUAUUCACCGUCGAUAUGAUCUUAAGGGAUCAUGGGUUGGUCGUUCUGUACCGGCACAGGAGCGUAAGGACCAUACUGUUGCUAUGAAGGACUUGGACAUGCUUGAUUUGGAGGAGUACAUUGAGCUUGGUUCAGAGCGUUCUUCUGCGUUUUUCGAUGUACUUCAGCGUGAUGUAGCAUUUUUAUCGGAUUCCAUGCUCAUGGAUUAUUCACUUUUAUUGGGUAUUCAUUAUCGAUCUAUAUCACACGACGAGGUCGAUUGGAACAAGGACCCCGACCACUCACAGGUCAGUUGCAUCAUGGGUAAGCGUCGCGACAAGCUAUAUUUCGUUGGUAUCAUUGAUGUCCUCACUAAGUGGGACUUGCGCAAGCGUGCUGAGAGUGCGUGGCGUAAGUUACAGACUAUGAACAAUCAGGGCGUGUCGUGCGUCCCUCCGUUACAGUAUGGUGAGCGCCUACUUGCGUUUAUUAAACAGCGUACUACAUAAUUAACUCAUGUUUCUGCAUAGUACGUGCAGUAU
Molecule: messenger RNA, 2037 nt
Organism: Babesia bovis T2Bo
Lineage: Eukaryota; Apicomplexa; Aconoidasida; Piroplasmida; Babesiidae
Product: Phosphatidylinositol-4-phosphate 5-Kinase family protein
Exons: 2
Coding region: 16-2004 (662 amino acids)
Biological process (GO): phosphatidylinositol metabolic process
Molecular function (GO): phosphatidylinositol kinase activity; calcium ion binding
Source: RefSeq, a predicted model, not a curated record